Penaeus vannamei (Pacific white shrimp) is the source of this 290-nucleotide messenger RNA. Lineage: Eukaryota; Metazoa; Arthropoda; Malacostraca; Decapoda; Penaeidae. The record is from RefSeq and is a predicted model, not a curated record.
GGUCAACACCGAUGCAUUGGGCAGGUCGGAGUGGACAUUGGAGGACACUGGAAGCUCUCGCGGCGAGCGGGGCCGACGUGGACCCCGUCUGCAAUGGGCAACACGCCUCUCCACGACGCAGCUUCAAAUGGGAAGCUUCUGGCGGUGGGCGCCCUGAUUGGCCUCGGGGCGUCCACCAGCAAGAAGAAUAAGGGCGGCAAGACUCCACAGGACCUGUUGGGGACAACUUCCGCUGACAGAGUCUUCUCCAUGGCGAAGGAAAGUGCUGCGGCGGAGAAGGAGAGGGAGGA